Pundamilia nyererei is the source of this 2718-nucleotide messenger RNA. It is a transcript of the gene marchf9, whose product is annotated as membrane-associated ring finger (C3HC4) 9. The record is from RefSeq and is a predicted model, not a curated record. Gene Ontology annotation, biological process: protein ubiquitination. Bases 433 to 1473 code for a protein of 346 amino acids. Lineage: Eukaryota; Metazoa; Chordata; Actinopteri; Cichliformes; Cichlidae. Gene Ontology annotation, molecular function: ubiquitin-protein transferase activity; zinc ion binding. The transcript has 4 exons.
CGGUGCGUGUGGAAAACAAAACCAAACAAAGCGAAACAACAACAACAAUAACAAACGGUGUAUUUGAGAGCGCAGGAAAAUGGACCGUGGAAAUCAAAACCCGUGCAAGUUGUAAUGUUUUCUGGGGUGCGGUGGAAGACGCAGAUAGACGGCGUUUGCUGAGUUGUUUGAGUAAUGAAUAUUGAAAGAGUGUGUCGGCCAGCUGAAAGGGAAAAUCUUUCAUCCGCAUUGGCUUAGACACACAUGCCAUCAGUGGGGCGAGAGCCUUUAUCUCCUCUCUGGAUUUUCCAAUUAGCAGUUGUGGCAUCGUAGAACAUACUACAGUAGCCAUGAACAUAUCGGAUGUAUGAAUAAUAAUAGUAAUAAUAAUAACAAUAACAGAGGGAGAGGAGGGGAGAUAAAAACACUUAAUUUAUUUAUUUCGGAUUCUUUAUGUGGCCAAACAUGUUCAAGUAUCGAAUCCGCAUGUUUUUUAAUGAACUGAAAGUCCUGGUGUUUAUGCGAUCCGAUUCAAGACAGUCCAGCUCAGACACAGAUAGACGGUCCAACACCAACACCAACACCACUAUGCGAGGUCUGGGGAUGGGCGGCUGCGGCUGGCCGCCUUUCGUCGACUGCCAUUCCCGGGACGACGAGGAGGAGUACUACGGCAGCGACCCGCGGCCCCGGAGCCUGGCGUUUGAGGAGAAGGAGCCCAAGCUGCAAGUGGGCCUGGACGCCGUGUCCCUGGCCAGCACCGCCAGCAGCCUGCGGACCCCCCAGUGCCGGAUCUGCUUCCAAGGCCCAGAGCAGGGCGAGCUGUUGAGCCCCUGCCGCUGUGACGGCUCUGUGCGCUGCACCCAUCAACCCUGCCUCAUCCGCUGGAUCAGCGAGAGAGGCUCCUGGAGCUGCGAGCUCUGCUACUUCAAGUACCAGGUCCUUGCCAUCAGCACCAAGAACCCACUGCAGUGGCAGGCCAUCUCUCUGACCGUCAUUGAGAAGGUGCAGAUAGCAGCCAUUAUUCUGGGUUCCCUGUUCCUCAUCGCCAGUAUUUCCUGGCUCAUCUGGUCCUCCCUCAGCCCCUCAGCCAAGUGGCAACGUCAGGACCUGCUCUUCCAAAUCUGCUACGGCAUGUAUGGCUUCAUGGAUAUCGUCUGCAUAGGCCUGAUCAUCCACGAGGGAUCGUCGGUGUAUCGAAUCUUCAAGCGAUGGCAGGCUGUCAAUCAGCAGUGGAAAGUACUGAACUAUGAGAAAUCGAAGGACUUGGGCGACCCGGUGAGUUCGAGCAGUAAGACAGGCGCUCGAGGCUCUCGCGGUAACCCUCACGGUCUGGCCAGCAGCAGCAGCGGGCGACCGAGCAGGAGGCUAAGAACUAUUCUGAACCACCACUGUGGAUACACCAUCUUGCACAUCCUGAGCCAGCUGAGGCCCAACGACCCGCGGAUCAGCGCUGCCGCCAACCGGGAGGUGGUGAUGAGGGUCACCACCGUAUGAGCGGCACGACAGGAUGAGACCCCGUCUUUUGUGUCCCGAUGUAAAUGACAGGAGGGACUUGAUGUUGAAUACUAAAGACUAAGUAACAGGAGCCCCGUGAGGAGCUGAGUGAUGCCCGGAGCAUCAACAGACAGCACACACGAGGGUUUCUCCUCUUGUUUCAUACAACAAAAGAAAGCCAGAUGCUCCUUUUCAAUAAUUAAAGAACUGAUGAAAAUACAGGAUUAAAAAGCAUUAAAAGACAUCAAACGUGAAACAUGUGAACAGGCUUUACAAACCUGAUCCAAGAUGGCGAGACGUUUUUUCCAGUUCAAUAUCAGGAUGCACAGAAGCAUUUUUUUCUUUGUUUUUAAUCCUCUUGGUUUGAUUUGUAUCUCUUCUUCUUCUUCUUGUGUUUUUUUUUUUUUUUACUCACUUUGAUUUUGUACGGAUGUAUGAUUUUAGAGGAAAUCAUGUAACUCCAUACAUGCCAAGCAUUUCCAGACAGCUAUGUAUCAUGAUCUUAAAAAAAUUUCUACAAGCUAAACCGAUGCUGGUAAACAGACCGAAAACUGAAACUAAACAAACAUGUGGGCUCCACAGAGGUGACGACAGGACAAUAAGUCAUAAUGAGUAAAAAAAAAAAAUGAAAAAUGAAAAAAAAGAAACAAAAAAUAAAAAAAAAUAAAGAAAUCAGUAAGAUUUCAGUUACACUUUUAACCUUUCUGCAAUAAAGAUACGUAUGUACAUUUCACAGGGAAUUUUGCAUGGGUAUAUAAUUUUAUUCUUGAUCACAUUACAUAAGCACAUGACAAAAUUUGCUCUAUUUCGAAUGGUGCUUGCCAAAAUAAACACUUAAACAUCCAAUUUCAUUGCACCAACUUUUUGUCAGCAGGACAAAUGGCAGUGUGUUACAGCUCUUUCAGCUAAAAUACAGUUUGUUGCUGCUGUGUGCUGAUUCAAAUUUGAUAAUAAGUUAAAUCAUUGGAUUAAAAAAACGGGGAUCGGAUGAUCUCUUACUUCUCAGUCUCACUCAGUCUCUUAUUUACCCAACCUGUAGCGUAACGCAUGGUUUGGUUGAGUGUGUCAUUGUUUUUCUGGUGUGGAAAUGUAGUGAUGUGCUGGAAAUAAAGCGGGACAUCCUUCAUUUAGAAUUUUUUUUUAAAACUUGAUUAACCCUAUUUACAGGGGAUCAAGUCUGUUUUAUUUCUCUCUUUUUCUGUCAUAUAUCUAUAUACUGUUACUAUGGUGAAUAUUCAUAUUAAA